AUGGCAACAGCAAACAUCCAUUUCCCAACCACGUCCACUCCAACAAUGGUCGGAGGACAGGAAUGUGACUUAACCCUCACCAUUGCAAAACUUAACUUCAAUGGGACCAAUUACCUUGGCAUGGAAGUCAAGUACAACCACUAUCUUCCACCAGGAUGCUCCUGUGAGUACACGACUGAAGUCAAUGUCAUGAACAAAAAGUUCAUUCUCAAACACUACCGCUACAAGAACGAUCGUCUUUAUCUUCCAACCUUCUUGAAGUGGAAUGAUGUUACCAAUAUGAUGGACACCGAGACAUCCGUCCAUUGCUCAGCUCGAGUCAUUGGGUUCAAACGUUUUGCGAAUGAGGAGCGCACUAUUACCGAUCGCAGCUAUCAUGCUACCCCGCAUUUGCGAAACAUCACCACUGUCAAUUUGACGAUUCACGUUGGAAAGUAUAAGAUUCUGAUGAACAAGGAUUAUCUAGCUUCAAUGUCUGGAUUCUUCAAGCAAGUUCUUCAAGGAUCCGAUAAGUACUCUCGACAUGAUGACAUGUCGCUUAAUGAGCAGCGAGACGAUGCCUUUGUCACUAUGAUUGAUAUCUGUCAUCAUAAAUUCUGGUGCCAAUACCACCUCAAAGAUGAGCUUCUGGAAAUUGCAAAAAUCUACCAAAUCCCGUUCGUCAUUGAAUUCCAUCAACGUUUCUUCCAACCGAACCAAGAAGCUCCUGCACUAAACGCUGAUAAGGAAUUUUCAAUGGAGCGAACUAUCGACAAGGAUCUCAGUCGUCUUCUGACCCGUCAUGUUCGUCACAGCUAA
Messenger RNA from Caenorhabditis briggsae, 798 nucleotides. The record is from RefSeq and is a predicted model, not a curated record. NCBI's taxonomy places the organism in Eukaryota, Metazoa, Nematoda, Chromadorea, Rhabditida, Rhabditidae. The coding region runs from base 1 to 798 and encodes 265 amino acids. Gene Ontology annotation, molecular function: protein binding. The transcript is spliced from 4 exons.